AGAACGGGUUGUCGUUCAGCUGCGCACCAAAUUUUUUCGGCCCCAAAUGCAAAUGCAAAACGCUUUCGCGGCGUGAGUAGUGCAUUCAAAAUUACCAGUCAAUUGACGGGACUCGUGGCUCCCUGUGCAGUACCUCUCUGGACUCGAUGUGACCACGAUCCAACGGAUACGGAAGAAACUUGCGCCUGGUGUACAAAAAUCGAUCGUUGAAGCGGUUUAAAUAAAGAUUUCUUUGUUCGUUCGCAGGCUGCACGGCACUUCGAGGGCUUUUAUGUUAUUAUUAAUAUGAAAUUGGAUGAAAUAGUUGCCUGGUACGAGAAGAAAAUCGGCACCUAUGACAAACAAGAAUGGGAAAAGACUGUCGAGCAGAGGAUCCUAGAUGGCUUUAAUAAUGUCAACUUAAAGAACACAAAGCUAAAGACUGAGCUGAUCGAUGUAGACUUAGUGCGCGGUUCCACCUUUCCAAAGGCCAAGCCCAAACAGUCUCUGCUUACCGUCAUCCGUUUGGCCAUAUUGCGAUAUGUGUUGCUGCCCCUCUAUGCCCAGUGGUGGGUCAAGCAGACCACGCCCAACGCAUUUGGCUUCAUUCUUGUUCUCUAUCUAACCCAGCUGUUCAACUGGGCCAUCUACGUGCUGCAUAGCAAUCGCUUAGUACCGUUGGUCUAUGAAAAGCCGUCAAAUGUCACCGUGCUUCUGACAGAUUCAGCUGAAGAUGUCCCCGCUGCGGAUGCUGAUAAGCAAUCCGAGGAGCAUGCUGACCUCCUCAGCGCCCUGUUAAUCCCGUGUGCAUUAAGCUUGUUGAUCAGCCUUAUCCACUCCCAGAUCGUUGCUACCAACACAGCCACGGGAGGUACUGGCGGAAGCAGCAAGAAUAAGCUGCGACGCAUCUCCACAAGCUGUUUGGGGGACAAGCCCUCGACCCGUGACCAUCGGAUGCGACGACGGAAGAAGUUUGUGCGAGUUCGCCCAAUGGAAGCUGAUUUAUCCCAAGCCAGCAGCAACAUUUCAAUACCAAACAGACGCACUACACCCAGCACCAUCGAAGUGCUUCCCAGACCGGCCACGCCCUUACCGUCACCCACAAUCACCAGUGCCGUUGUACCAGAUCCCAGCCUUCCAGCCACUCCACCUCCCGUCGUAAUCAGGCGGAGCAGCAAUGAGGAGACCUAUAUGACCACUACUGCUAUCAGCGCAAUACCGGAAACAUCGCUAGCCACAGAUGAACGCUUCGAUCUCACAAGGCAGUCAGGAGGAGUGGCUCCUGAAAGCCCCAAAAAGCGCAACGUUAACUGGCAUACACCCAUUCAGAUCUACGCUACCUAUGAGCGCACAGAGCAGCCUUCCUCGAGCCGAAAUGUUGGUGAAGUCCGGGCGGACGCGGAUGGCGAAAGCAAUGUGGGUUCCGUCAAUUCCGCCUAUCAAUCACGUCGAAGUAUCGGUGAAGACGAUGGAUUCGAAAGUCUGAAUGGAAAGAGCUCCAGUGGGGAGGACAAUAACCAUUCACCCCUCCCCAACGCGGGAGCUGUCCCUAUUACGCCAGCCCCGGUCCAGUCCAAUCAACUUCGCCUGCGUCUAAAUACAACAAUCGGUGGAUCAACUAGUGCCCCACCGACUGAAAAGAAGACUCACUCGAGAGGCAAUGAAUCCACAACCAGUUGUGCCGAGUCAGACGAGUGCGAUGAUGCUGACAUUAUAUCUAGUCCUGCCUCGGCCUGCAACCAGGAGUGCACGACCUCUGCUACAGAUUGGCUGGGAGUAACUACAAAUAGUGAGGACUGCAGCUACACCUCUGACUUGGACCACUCUGACGGAGGUUUAAAACACACGGCCUGCAGCGACGAAGAUCCUGGCGAGCUAGACAUCACACCAACCACCAUAUUAAAUCCACACAGCAGCCUGGACCGUAUUAGCUGCACCAUUUGGGAUCAGCGAGACGCUAAGAAGGCGCAACUUUCUGUGCUGGAGAUCGCAUCUUGCAUAAUCGAACGCGUAGACUCGAUGGGUGAGACCAAUGACUACAUUUACAUAGGUGUGGUAUUUUCUUUCCUGCUCACACUAAUUCCCAUCUUCUGCCGACUUUGCGAGGUCACUAUCGGGAGCGACGCAGAAAAGGCGAGUGAAAUUAGCUACUUGUACUUGCCGCAGCUGCUGUGGGAGAAGUCGUCGGCUUCGUUCUUUACCCUGCUGGGCUUUGCUUUCGGCGAUACCCAAUGGGAGCGCACCGUACUGGCUCUGGGCUUUGUACAGCGCCUUUGCCUGACUCUUAUUCUGUUCAUCAUUUUCGCCGUAGCAGAGCGAACCUUUAAGCAGCGAUUCCUUUACGCCAAGCUCUUCUCACACCUUACGUCAUCGAGACGGGCUCGCAAGUCAAAUCUUCCCCACUUCCGCCUGAACAAGGUGCGCAAUAUCAAGACCUGGCUCAGCGUGAGGUCGUACCUAAAGAAACGCGGGCCGCAGAGAUCUGUGGAUAUUAUCGUUUCCGCCGCCUUCAUAGUAACCCUUUUGCUGCUGGCCUUCCUAAGCGUGGAGUGGUUAAAGGACUCAGUGCACCUCCACACACAUCUCACACUGGAGGCACUUAUCUGGUCAAUCACCAUUGGAAUAUUCUUGCUGCGCUUCAUGACGCUAGGCCAGAAAAUUCAACACAAGUACCGCAGCGUGUCGGUGCUGAUAACUGAACAAAUUAACCUGUAUCUGCAGAUCGAGCAGAAGCCGAAGAAGAAGGACGAGUUGAUGGUGUCAAAUAGCGUGCUCAAGCUGGCCGCCGAUCUGCUAAAGGAACUCGAAACGCCAUUCAAGAUCUCUGGCCUCAGUGCCAACCCAUAUCUAUUCACAACCAUCAAGGUUGUUAUCCUGUCGGCCCUAUCGGGCGUUCUUAGCGAGGUUUUGGGCUUCAAGUUGAAGCUGCACAAAAUCAAGAUUAAAUGAAUCAUGCAAGGCGCAGAUUGCAUCAUAUUUUUGUAGUACAACUUUUUCGAAACGCUUUAAGAGAAAUCUACAACUACAUCUUACUCUAAAUUAGUUAAGUGAAUAAAUUUAAGCGAGCCAAUGUUUAUGCUUGUCAAGUGAUUGUUUAGCAGCGUUAACAAGUCCACUACUGACUACGUAAAUCAAUAUAAAUUAGUAUUUACCACCUACCUUCUAGAGCGACCUGCACAAUCACAAAUCAUGUUAACUCAUAUUGUGUAAUGAAUCGUAUUAAAGUUCAUAGAACUUUUAGCAUAAAAGCGAUGCACCCUUCGUAGUUGGCUGUUUGAUCUGUUCCACAGUCUCAAGUUCAAUUCCUAAAGAGGUCUCAGCUAGAGUGUUGCAAUUAAUAAAUGUUAGAAAAUCAUAUUAAACAGGACGUUUAAAAUUAAGUUGUGUUAUCUUGUCUAACGGUUUAAUUUAAAACUUUCAAAAGAACAUCGGGUUUUAGUACCUGUUAAAUUCUUGGUUAUUAAACUAUAUAAAGAACCGAAUGACUACAACCUUU
Messenger RNA from Drosophila eugracilis, 3475 nucleotides. RefSeq names its product protein phtf (gene phtf). Lineage: Eukaryota; Metazoa; Arthropoda; Insecta; Diptera; Drosophilidae. Bases 286 to 2928 code for a protein of 880 amino acids. The record is from RefSeq and is a predicted model, not a curated record. Gene Ontology annotation, cellular component: endoplasmic reticulum. The transcript is spliced from 8 exons.